Messenger RNA from Cinclus cinclus, 3756 nucleotides. It is a transcript of the gene CNDP1, whose product is annotated as carnosine dipeptidase 1. Bases 1416 to 2897 code for a protein of 493 amino acids. Gene Ontology annotation, cellular component: cytosol. The transcript has 13 exons. The record is from RefSeq and is a predicted model, not a curated record. Gene Ontology annotation, molecular function: metallodipeptidase activity. Lineage: Eukaryota; Metazoa; Chordata; Aves; Passeriformes; Cinclidae. Gene Ontology annotation, biological process: proteolysis.
CUUAAGAGAAAUGUAUCCUUUUCUUUUCUACUUUUCAAGAAAAAGCAAAAUCCACCUCUUUUCUCUCCAUCUUCUAACAUACUACUGUACAGCAGCAACACAUAGUAGUGAUGCUAAAGUGCUUUUUGGCACUGGGUUUCCUGUUGGGGCACUGAGCUUCCAGGAGGAAGAUUGCUCAUUAUUUCAUGUGUUAUUGAUUUGGCUAUCUUGAUUUGAUUAUUGUAUGAUAGAGAGGCAGAAAUGAGCAUCUAAACCCAAAAUUAAUCUUUGACUUAAAACUAUCUCUUACUGAUAAGUACUGCAAUUAAUGAAAAUUGAGAUAAAAUGUCCCUGUUUUGCAGGUGAAAGAGGAGACCUUUCCAGUUCAGACUCUCAUCAUCAACCACAAAGGCAGCUGCAAAGAGCGGCUAGAGAUAUGGAUGUUCUUUUAAAAUAUCAUCUGUAUUACAGCAAAGCAGAACUUAUAAACAGGGUCUCACUUUUUUCACUAAAGGGUUGGCUUGAGCAUGGGCAGGGCUGGUCAUUGCUGUUCUCCAAAACACCAUUCAGGCAACUGAUAUUGCAACACUUGAGGAGCUGACUGCUGGAAAUAGCACUGGGUGUUGCUGUGUCACCUGCCAGCAAGUGCAGACCUUGCCUGUGCUUCCCACCAGAUAUUUUCAUUGUUUCUACACAGUCCGUUGGUUUGGUUGAUUCUUCAGUAGACUUCAAAUGCAGUCAGGCACUGUGAUUCAGUGAUUUAUUCCCCUGCAGGUGUCUGGGUGUCUGCAGCUCCUGGUUGUUACAAUAGUGGCUGCAAGUGGUCAGGACUGGGCUUGGGAACUGCCACGUGAAGAGUUGUCAUCCUCCUUGUCCUCCUCCUCCAAGGGUCUCACUCAACUGGGGAGGUGAUUGUGGCUUGAUUUUUCUGCUUCCACCAGUGGUAUGCCACUUAUCACCGAGUACUGUCAAAGGAAGUUAAAAAAUAACCCUGUUAUUUCAGUUAUCUUCCUUGAUGGUGUUUGCUUAGAGGGAAUGUUCCUUAUGGUGGAGCUACUAUUGAUUCAGUAAAUUAGUUCCUACUGCCAUAACAGUCUUUAUCUCCUUUCAUGUCAAAUGUACUUUGUUAUUUGCAAAUCAGAUGAGUCCUGACUGUUUUUCUCUGGGGUGCUUGUAUCCCGAUGUUCAGUUUUCAUUGUCACCUCCUCCCUGAACCCAGCUGAAAUGCUGCAUAGCAGGGGAUGAAGCACAUGCUUCAGGAGAGACAAGGAGGCCUUUAAAGCAUGCUCAGGAGGUCAUUUGCACAUAACUGAGACAAAAAGAGAAAGAUACCAGCACUGCAGCAUACAUCCUCUGUAAAAGCAAGCAUCCCUUUUGUGCUUCUGACAUUAAAAGAUAGCAUCCAUUUCAGCCCUGUGCUGCUCUCUAAGGCAGUAAUGUCCUCCUCAUGCUCUUCAGCAUUGGAGAUGGAGAUCUUCCAGUACAUUGAUGCACAUCAAAGUGAUUUCAUCAAGAAUCUGAAGGAAUGGGUGGCUGUGGAAAGUGAUUCUGUUCAACCACAUCUGAGGAAAGAAGUAAUGCGAAUGAUGGCACUGGCAGCAGACAGACUUGCAGCACUGGGAGCCACUGUUAAUUUAGUAAACUUGGGGUCACAUCAGCUGCCUGAUGGCCAAGUCCUCCCACUGCCUUCUGUGAUUCUUGGGGAGCUGGGGAAGGAUCCACAAAAUCCCACUGUAUGUUUCUAUGGUCAUGUGGAUGUGCAGCCUGCCAAGAAGGAAGAUGGAUGGAAUACUGACCCUUACACACUGACUGAAAUCAAUGGAAACCUCUAUGGCCGUGGAGCAACAGACAAUAAGGGACCUGUCCUAGCUUGGAUAAAUGCAGUGGAAACAUUUAGAGCCUUGGAAUUAGCUAUGCCAGUGAACUUCAAGUUUGUAAUUGAAGGCAUGGAAGAAGCAGGAUCCUUGGGGCUAGAGAAGCUACUUGAGGAAGAAAAGCAGAGCUUCUUCACUGAUGUUGAUUAUAUUGUAAUUUCAGACAAUCUGUGGCUCAGCAACAACAAGCCUGCCCUUACCUAUGGGAGUCGGGGAAAUGCCUGCUUUUUUGUGGAGGUUGAAUGUGGGAGCAAGGACCUUCACUCUGGAACUUUUGGAGGCAUCAUUCACGAGCCACUGCUGGACCUGAUAGCGCUGCUGGACAGCCUUGUGGAUUCCACAGGUCGUAUUCAGAUCCCUGGAAUCUAUGACAGUGUUGCUGCCCUGACGGAAGAGGAAAAGAAAUUAUAUGAAUCGAUUGAAUUUGAUCUAGAGGAACACAAAAAUAACUGUGGUGUGAAAAAAUUCCUCUAUGGCACCAAGGAAGAAAUACUUCUACACUUGUGGCGUUACCCCUCACUCUCUAUUCAUGGAAUUGAAGGAGCUUUCCAUGAACCAGGCAUUAAAACAGUAAUUCCAGCAAAAGUAAUUGGCAAAUUCUCAAUCCGUCAGGUCCCCCACAUGGACCUUUCAGCUGUGAAAAAACAGGUGGUGGAACACUUGGAGGGUGUCUUUUCCAAGAGAAACAGUCCAAACAAACUGAAAGUGUCCAUGCCUUUGGGUGCAAAGCCCUGGCUUGCUGAUGUUAAUGAUAUACUAUAUAAAGCAGCAAGAAGAGCAAUAAAAACAGUUUUUGGAGAAGAUCCAGAUUUCAUUCGUGAUGGCUCAACAGUUCCUGUUGCCAGAAUGUUUCAGACUAUAACACAGAAAAGUGUGAUGAUGCUUCCGAUUGGAGCGGCUGAUGAUGGGGAGCAUUCCCAAAAUGAGAAAAUAAGCAGACACAACUAUAUUGAAGGAACCAAAUUGUUUGCAGCUUUUUUCCUAGAGAUAUCAAAGCUACACUGGAACUUAGAUGAAACUUCCCGCACAGAGACCAUCAACUGACAGACUGUAUCAAGAAAAUCAGCAAAGGACUUUGUUAAACUUUCUAAUUUACAUAAAACAUAUAAAUCACAUAUUCAGUGGCUGCAAAUUGGUGGGAAAAAAAAAACACAAAACCAAACCUGCACUAUUGCAUACUACUAAAUGGCGUGCAUUUGUGAUAUGGUCCAGCAAGUGAUCUUAUCCCUAAUGCUAUAAAAUGGGGUUAGGGAUAAUUCAUUCUUGCUGAAUGGAACAUGUUACAUUUUAGUUUUAAACUUCAGGACAAAGGGAAUUUAUACAUCCAUUUCAUCAAAAUGACUUUAUUUCUCUUUUGUAGUAUCACUCUUCAUGCUGCCUAGCUCACAUCCCAGGUUCUGAAUAUGAGCAAUACGCACUGCAGUUUCUUCUUAGCUAUGUACAAAAGUAUACUUAUGUAAUUCUUUGAAGAAAGAUCUACUAUCAAAUUAAUCCCCUUCCUUGUCCGUCACAGAAGGUUUUAAAUAGGAAUUGCAAUGAAAUGUUCUUGUUGAGUUUGAUGUGAAGACUUGCCUAAUAAUAUCUAUUUAUGAGUAUAAUCACUGGGGUAAGUAGAACCACUACAAUAAAUAAAAAUUUCCAGGUUUGGAUUCUUCCUUCUCUCUCAUGCAAAUCACCUCUUACUGUCAGCAGUUUUAAGAAUCACUUAAUAAUGUUUUCUUCAUGUGACUAUCUUUCCAUACAAUAGAAAGUUUUUGUAAACAUCUCUUCUGGCCAAAGUCUGUCAUCAGAAGGGUGUUUUUCCACCCAAUAGCAACUGGUUGCUAAUUACUUUUAAAGCACCAGUUUACAUUAACAAUUAAGUCAAAGGCAAAUGAUGUGUUAUGAAAUACAGAACAGAUUA